Messenger RNA from Drosophila bipectinata, 1763 nucleotides. Lineage: Eukaryota; Metazoa; Arthropoda; Insecta; Diptera; Drosophilidae. The record is from RefSeq and is a predicted model, not a curated record.
UGCUUUGCCGUUAACCCAGUUGGAAGAGAUUCGGCGGCGAGUGCGGAGGUGGAUGCACCUCACAGAGUGUUGAAAAGAUUCGUUUUGGUGGCUGAGACCAGAGACCACUCUGCUUAUCGAUUGUGCCGUGUUGUCCCGUCUCUCCGAGUACCAUGAGUCUCAAUCCGUGCCAUGUGUGCCAGGAGCCCACCAAGACCAAGUGCUCCAACUGCAACCAGGUGUCCUACUGCAGCGUUCAGCACCAGAAGCAGGACUGGAAGGCGCACAAGACCAACUGUCAUCCAUUCAAGAUCGCCCACAGCGAGCAGCUGGGCCGGCACCUGGUGGCCACCCGCACCAUCAAGCCGUAUGAGAUUAUACUCAGGGAGGCGCCGCUGGUCCGGGGUCCUGCCCAGAUCUCGGCGCCCGUUUGCAUGGGCUGCCUGAACAGCAUCGAGGCGGAGGAUCACAUCGAUUGCGAGCACUGCGGUUGGCCGCUCUGUGGUCCGGAGUGCAAGUCGCUGGAGGACCACCAGGCCGAAUGCAAGCUGACCAAGGAGCGAGGUCAGAAGGUGAAUGUCAACGAUUUCAAUGGCCCGCAUCCCCUCUACACCUGUGUCAGUACUGUAAGGUGCCUCCUGAUUGGCGAAACCAGUCCGGAAAAGGCCGCCAAGUUCCAGGAGCUGGAGUCGUUGGAGUCCACCCGUCGGGGAUCCAACCAAUGGAAGGCGGACCUGGCGAGUAUUGGACAGUUUAUCCCCAAAUUUUUCAAAACCCAAAAGUUUACUGAAGAGCAGAUCAUGAGAGCUGUGGGAGCUUUGCAAAUUAAUGGACAUGAAAUACCCACCUCAGAUCCUCCACAUGUGGGUGUGUUUUAUACGGCUUCCUUUACGGAGAACUCCUGUCUGCCGAAUUUGGCCAAGAGCUUCAAUAAGAAUGGCCACUGCAUCUUAUGGGCACCGAAGGAAAUCAAAAAGAAUACCCAUCUAAGCAUUUGCUACUCGGAUGCCAUGUGGGGCACCGCUGACCGCCAGAGGCAUUUGAUGCAGACGAAGCUCUUCAAGUGCGCCUGUGCCAGAUGUGCGGAUGUCACCGAGCUGGACACCUUCUACAGUGCCUUGAAGUGUGAGGAUCGCCAGUGUGGUGGUUUGAUGCUGCCCAGUAAAUCGGAUGAGUGGAAUGGUAGCUGGCGGUGCCGGGAGUGCCACAAGCAGGUGCAGAAGCACUACGUGGAAAGGAUUUUAGAGCGUGCUGGCAAGGAUAUUCAGAGCAUGGAAAAGACUGCGGAAAAUGGAUUAAAAUACCUCAAGCACUAUGAGAAAUGGUUGCCACCCCAGCAUUUCCACAUGAGCGAAAUCAAAAUUCUUCUCGUCCAACUUUUGGCCAAGGACCAGCAGGAGCUGAUGGUGGUCACCGAUGAGAAGCUCGGUCUGAAACUGAAGUUUGCCCAGGAACUUGUCGAGUUGUACGAGAAAAUUGCGCCAUGUGAGGUUCGCACGCUCGGCACUCUCUGCUUCGAACUGCAUUCGGCGAUCGCCGAACAGACCCGGCGUGUGUCGUUGGAGACCAGCCUGUCGCCCAAGGAGCGGCUGGACGAGUCCCUGCACUACGUGGACAAGUGCGUCAGCUAUCUGCAAUACGAGUCUGACAUCUUUGUGGAGGGUCACAUCCUCAAACAGGCAAAGAUAAACCGCGACGCCCUCCGCAUGGUGAUGAGGAUUUCCUAGACAAUACCCUGUUAAAGCAUGCAAAUAAAAAAAUAUCAAUAAAUGGUCAUUACCGUA